Synchiropus splendidus (mandarinfish) is the source of this 3226-nucleotide messenger RNA. Its product is annotated as cortexin-3. Bases 252 to 623 code for a protein of 123 amino acids. The transcript has 2 exons. NCBI's taxonomy places the organism in Eukaryota, Metazoa, Chordata, Actinopteri, Syngnathiformes, Callionymidae. The record is from RefSeq and is a predicted model, not a curated record.
GCAGCAGCCUCAGCUGUCAGACUGGGUUGGACUGAGGUCCAGCUCACACGGAGCUCCGUCUUCUGGCUAUGACUCUGUCGCAGAUGCGGGCGGCAGAGAGGAGGCGGCAGCAGCUAUGAUCCUCCGGUACGUCCGCCCUCCUCUGGACCUCUGGACAUGGAUCCGACGCCGCCGCGGGCAGACGAAGGUAGAGCCGUUCGUCAGACAGUGAGGUCCAUCUGAAAGGAAGGGGCCAAGCGACUCAGAAGAGGAUGCCCCAGCGCCCCCUGUGGGAGCUGCAGUGUCGCUGUCUAGCCUGUGCUACUGGCCUCUCUUUUUGGAUGAUGGAGGGAGAGCCCUUCACCUCUGCCCUUCACUCUCUGCUGCACUCCGCCGGGGGACACUUCGUGGCCCUCUCCUCCUCCCCUUCCUCUUCGUCCUCGUCUGACUCAGCCGUCACUGCCAUGUCCUUGGAGCAGAAGACCACUUUUGCCUUGGUCAUCUUGCUCUUCGUGUUCCUCCUCAUCCUCAUCGUGAGAUGCUUCCGCAUCCUCUUGGAUCCAUAUAGGAGCAUGCCGACGUCCACCUGGGCAGACGGGCUGGAUGGUUUGGAGAAAGGCCAGUUCGAUUACACCCUGGCUUAAGAAACACGAAGAGCCCAGAAUAGCCAGUGAACAGCUCAUACAUCACAACAGCCUCAGCUUCUUUUUUUUUCCUUCUCAAACUGAAAACUUCCAUCCACAACUCUGUGUGCUCACAUGAACUUGAUAAUGAGCACUAACAGGCCAAUGGAUGUAUUCGCUGGACUUGGAUUGUUGAAAAUCAAAUUAGAAUGUAUCUGCCACGUUCACUCUUACAAGUGUCUUUUUUAAUACGAUUAAACACAAUCCACCCUGCUGUUAUGCUGCCACAAUCACACUUCCCUGAACCAUUUUCCAACAACACUGCUACUUACAAAACACUGUACAGCAUUGUGUACAUGAGCUAUCCCUACCUUACCCCGGUGCAAUACCAAAUCCAUAACAUUAGUCCGCUGACCCCUUCUUGUCCCUGAAGUCACUUAAAGAUACUGUAUCUGCGUAUGCAGCUUCCACUCUGUCCUCCUUUCUCUUCAAGACUUGAACAAGGUUCAGAUUUGGCACAGUGCAUCGCAGCCUCACAGCCACUGCCCACCAACAGACUCCAGCGCUUUCAAACACAAGUCAUUUACUUUUCCUAACUCAAGCCAAGUGUCGAUUUUGCUUUACAGUCAAUGAAAUUUAAGAGGGUAAAUAUCCAGGACUUUAGUCAUGUGUGGAGGUCUGUAACAAUUAGCAGUGGAGUCUUACCAAGUUGAACAUGAAUAGGAAGUUAUUUUUGGAACUAUGCUGUACACUGUGAUAGUUUGUUGUGAUGCAAUAUGAUUUUUGUUUUAAUGCAAGAAAGGCCAUGUUAUUUUGACUGUCUGCUAAGCAUAUUUCUGAAUGGUCCUUGGUUUGUGUUAUCAAUGAAGGAUCUUGCAGACACAAAAUGUUUCAGGCUGUGAAAAAUACAUUCAACUGGAAGAACAUUCUGUUGUUCUUUGAUCGAAACAUCUUUAAACUUUUGUAAAUACUUCAGCUUCUAUUUUGGAGCUUUGAGAUGAUCAAAUGGCAAAUGUAUCACCAUGUGAAAAGAGUUAAAAAAUAGCCAAAUGAAGUAGCAACUUUGUCUUCCUUGAGGAUCUCAGCCAUGCAGGCAGCUUUUUUAUGUGUAUGGAGUAAAGCGUCUAUGUUGGUUUGAUAAUGUGUCAAUAACGCAUUUUAACAUGCCAUUCAUACACGAGGAUGCUACAGAGAAACCAUUUUAGUUUUGUUAUUUGUCAAGAUGAAAAGCAUGCAGCGUGUAACAGGGUAACUUUCUUUGAUAAAUACAGCUCAUGAGCGGCAGUCUUAUAUCCUUCAUUGAUUAUGAGGAGGAGAACCUUGAGCCACGCUGCGCCAUAGCAGGAUACGCCGACUUCUUCUUUCAUGGAGCAAAGUUCCUUUUAGAUCUGCUCCCAGUUGGAGGCUUUUCAAAGAUGUGUGAGGUGAACUAUCUCAUGAAUGGAGAUGACUCUCAGUAAAAGUUUAAUGCCUCCUCUUGCGCAGUGGAGCCUGCACCAUUUGUGAUUUGAUGGAAUCCACAAAUGUGUGGGAAACUAAGGACUAAGCUGUUGAGCUUCGAUGUUCUAGGUCGGCGGUGGUCAGUACCUAUUCAAGGUUGUAAAUGGAUGAUGGGUUUGGUGCAGCCGAAGAUCACAAGCAACAUUGUGGAGCCAAAACUAAUUGCCUGCUGCUUCAUUAGUGACGUUAAACCAUAAACUAUAACUAUAAAAUAAGUUCAAAAGUGAGGUGUGGAAAAUAAACUGAUAAAAGACAUUAAGUGUAAUUAAUAGAUCAAAUAAACUCAACAUUCUUGUUGGUCAAGCAGUUAGCAUUUUGUUAGCAUUUCUACUAAGUAGCGACGCUAAUUUCUAAAUAAUGUAAGCUUUUUCCUUGAUUACCAUUUUUCUUCUGUUUGUACUUUCGACCCCUGAAACGAAUCAGAUUUUAACAUUAAAAUAUUCAUCUUCAGAAGCCAGCUCUCAGUUUGAGGCUGCAAUGUCCUACUUCAGGCUUAUCUUCAACAUCUCCAUCAUGAGUCCAAGAUUAAAAAUAAAACUAUCCGCUUCGGGUCUGAAGCGUCGUCUGGGAAUGAAAACAUUAGUGGCACAUACAGAGGGCAUCAGGCCUGCCUGAAAAUGAUUGCAGACCAUGUUGAAAUUCAAUAUUAAAUCAGUUACGUUAGUUAUUUUCAAUGUUUCCGGUGGAGGGAGGUGGUGUAAGAGGCAAACAUGUCUGUCUAGUGUUCCGUUGUUUAUAUGAAUAUCACCUUUCAGAAUAAGCAGGUGUGUCUCACUGCUCCAGAGAUAAGUCUGCUCUCACAUGAAUUAUUUGUUGCAGUUAUCUGCUUGGUGCACAUUUGACAUGAACGCAGCAAAGCACACGUGUCCUGUAGUUAGUGCACCCUGAAUAUUUAAUGACAUCUUUUUCUUACAAUGCUACUCCAGUUCCCAGCUUCUGCUUCCUCUGUGCACUGUGACUGCUGCUCAGUUUCCUCACUGCUUUGGAGCAUUCAAAAUGUCAUUCAUUCCAAAUGCCACUGGAUACAGCUGAUGGUGAUACAAUGUAGUGCAGCUAACAAAGACCAAUGCCACUGUUCAAGACCCUCGUGAGUGUCUCGGCCUGUGUGGGAGUAGUAAGGUCAC